CACAUCGACCUCCCUUUUUCAUCCCCAUGUCCAACUGCUCUGCUCCUAUUAGCUCCAGUGAGAGGACCAGCAGAUAUGGACAGACAAAAUGUUGCAUGGAUCUUGAUGCUCCUUCUUCUCCUAAUCCUGGGUGUGGCAGAGACCACAGACCCUUUGACAGAUUUGGAAAACAUUGCUGGGAAGUUGGUCUUCUAUCAGAUGGAGGGAAAUGCCACCUUUGUGAGGGACACAGGAGAGCUGGCUUCAGAUGUUCCCACUGAGACCAUGUUUGAACUCUUUGAUCCCCAAAAGAACUUCAGCACAGCAAAGUUUACCUAUACAUGGGACUUAGGGAAUGGAGAGGUGAUCCAAGGGACUGAGCCGGUUGUCCGAUAUCAUUACCCAGAAUCAGGGAACUACACACUGCGGCUGAAAGUAGGAGUGAAUGUGACCAAAUAUGCACCUCUACUCACUGACUUCUACUCCAUGGAUGUCCAAGUGCUGGAUGCCAUUAAAAACAUCGAGCUGAGGGGGCCUUCAGAUUAUGAGGUGUCACAGAACACCAGUAUGGCUUUUCAUGUGGAUGGAAGUCCUCCCAUAUGGGUGUGCUGGCGUUUCCUGACCAACUGUAUACCGGAUAUGUCGGCGGGCUGCACGCUGACCAUGCUAUAUGAAAAUACCCUGAGACUGAACCACACCUUCACCUCCACCGGCGUCCACUGCUUGGACAUCAGCGUCCGCAAUGACAUCAGCAAGCUGCAGUCCUCCUUCAGCAUCUAUGUCAAGAGAAGCAAUAACACCCACAUGUUCUUCAUCCUGUCAUGUGCUGCCGUUCUUGUAGCAACCUUCUCCUUCAUCACAGUCAUCGCCUGCCGGCCUCUUCAUCACAACAAAUCACAGAUUGCUGCUUCCAGUAACGCUGUAUUCCUGAAGAACCAAGACUCUGAUUAUCAGAGCUCGAUUCUUUUCAACUUCUCCAAAGUGGAGAGGGGAGAGAAAGAGCCACUCCUCUUACAGUAUGGGAGCCAAUACUCCUCUUAACCAUCUGCGUUCCAGCGCACUGUAGCUACAUGUACAUGUACACAAUUAUGGUGUUACAGAAGAUACACAAUUCUCAUCUUGCAUAUUACCAUGAUGUAGAUGGUUAUAUAGCUACAUCUGUGAAUGAUCAUAGCACAACACAUAGCCUGAUGUGACAUUUUUAAUACAUCUAUUUGCAUAAGCAGUGCCUGUUUGUAUUUAGGGUUAAGCUGCAUUUAGUCAUGUAAAUGUUUGUAAGCUAGUAGGUGAAAUGGGUUAUGGUUAGGGUUUGUACUUUUGUAAGUAGGCUACGUAAUGGUAAUGAAUUAAUGAGUCACAGAGCUUAGGCUGACAUUCAGAUGAACUCAUAAUAAAUUAAUAGCACUAGUGCAUGUCAUGUUUAAACAAUGAACUGUGCUGUGAACUGAUUUAUUUUCAUAUUGGUGUAUAAAUGUGUGCUUUGCUUUGCUUUGCUUUGCUUUGCAGAAAAAGAAUAAAACCUAGUUUUCUUUUUUAUAACCUUUUAUUCCACUUUGCCUGUCAAGUGUAAACACAAAGUACAGCUGAGGCUGAUGGGAAUGCCAUUUGUUUUGAGAAUACUUGGUUCUAAACCAAAGUAUUUGACAAAUUAAAAUGUUUACCUGAUGAUGGAGUUGAUAAAAAGCUAAGGGAUUCCCAAAGUUACUACGAGUUAUCUUGAGACAAAAUGUGUUGCAUUAUAUGAGAAACUCAGUAAGAAUCUUUAUUUGGCACAAACUAAAAGGUGCUAAUUAUCAGCUAAGAAAGCCUCAGAGUGGUUGAAUAAAAGUUAACCCAAAAACAAGGUUUUGUAUACUAUUAUCUCACAAGAAACAAAAUCCUUGAAUCUUUUCCAACUGCGCUGCCGUCAGUCAGAUUAUUUUUAAGCCGUUUAGUACCUUGAUGGUGUUUAAUGACAGCUUGUCCUCUGUUAGAGAUGUCACAACAUUAUUAAUUGUGAGUCUCCUGAUAAAUGCCAGCUGUCAGAGACACUGCGGGGAGCUGCAGGUGUUAUUAGUUACAUCAGAGGAUCGACCUUGAGCCAAAACAAUGCUGUGCUUAAAGUCUGCUGCUGUCCACAGUGUUUAGGAGAAUCAUGCAAACCUGUGUUACAUUCAUUCAUAUCCGCUGAAGCUGUCUCAUGAGAGAAAUUUUGGGGUUGGGGUUCUGAAUGAGCCCAAAAAUAAAUGCUACAUAUCCAAUCACUAGUAGAUAUAUAGCAGCACCAUCUUAAAUAACCCCUUAUAGAAACAGUUAUCCCAGCUCCCCCCAGUACAACUCAAAGAUUGUAGGCAUAAGCAUUCAGUGACUUGUUUAUUUCUAGCUUUAAACAAUGAGCUAUAAGAUGUUAAAAUUCCCAGUAGAGCUGGGAGAAACUGCAGAGUUGGUUGAUAAAGGUUAAUCGCUGAGCAAUCCUUUUCACAUUACGCACCCUCCCCUUCCAAGCACAAAGGAAAACCUACUGUGGCCACAAAUGCACAAAAAAACCUGAAUGCUCCUUGCUAGUGCCAGCAUUUUGUUUGUCCCUUCUGGGCUACUGUAGAAACAUGGUGGUUCAACAUGGCGGACUCUAUCGAAGGUGACUGGGCAUCACUGUUGGUUUUUUGUGUUUGUGUGCUGUUUCAGGUUAAAGGUAAUUUGAGUCUUUGCAUCAUCAUCCCUCUUCUUUGUGGACCAAAGUGGUAAACCGAUAUUGCCACUCCUAGAACCACCCAUUUACCACUUUUUCAAAAAGAAAAGAAAAGAAAAGAAAAGAAAAGAAAAGAAAAGAAAAGAAAAGAAAAGAAAAGAAAGAAAAUUAAGCUGACUGGUGUAAAUACUGAUUGUAUUGUAUGUUUUUGCGUAUGUACGCUGUUUUAUAUUCAAGGUAAUUUGCUUGCAAGAAUGAGUCUUCAUUACACCUCUUCUUUGUGUUUCCUGUAUCAUUUUGAUCCUUUUUUUGAUCAUCAACCAUUUACCAACCAACCUUGUUUUUAUCCAUUUAUAUCUACCUUGCAAAAUCAGACAUAAAACACAGGCUAAUAAAGUAUGAACAGAUUGAGA
Dicentrarchus labrax (European seabass) is the source of this 3060-nucleotide messenger RNA. RefSeq names its product transmembrane protein 130 (gene tmem130). Lineage: Eukaryota; Metazoa; Chordata; Actinopteri; Moronidae. The transcript has 8 exons. The coding region runs from base 76 to 1020 and encodes 314 amino acids. The record is from RefSeq and is a predicted model, not a curated record.